Molecule: messenger RNA, 1971 nt
Organism: Plasmodium gaboni
Lineage: Eukaryota; Apicomplexa; Aconoidasida; Haemosporida; Plasmodiidae
Product: pescadillo-like protein
Exons: 1
Coding region: 1-1971 (656 amino acids)
Biological process (GO): maturation of LSU-rRNA from tricistronic rRNA transcript (SSU-rRNA, 5.8S rRNA, LSU-rRNA); ribosome biogenesis
Cellular component (GO): PeBoW complex; nucleolus
Molecular function (GO): RNA binding
Source: RefSeq, a predicted model, not a curated record
AUGCAUAUACACAAAUUAAAAAAAAAAAUUAAAAAGAAGAAGGAAGGGAAAUACCUGACCAAAAAACACAUCAAGAAGAAAUUAUUUUUGAGUGAAGAAGAAUUUCGUAAGCUUUGUAUUUUUAAAGGAAUAUAUCCAAAAGAUUUUAAAGAAAUUCCAUUAAAAUAUCGAAAAAGAUUUUAUAAGCAUAAAGUUUUUUAUACAAAAAAUGAUUUUUUAAAAAUAUCACAUGAAAAAAUAAUUAAUGAUUUUAGACAAAUAAAAAUAUAUUUAAAAAAAUAUAAAAAAUAUAAAUUAACAUUAGAAGAUUUUACUCGUUGUAAAAAUAUUAUAGCAAAUUUCCCUGUAUAUAAAUUAGAACAUAUAAUUAAAGAAAGAUAUCCUAUAUUAUCAUAUGCAAUCGAACAUUUAGAUGAUGCCUUAAGUUGUAUUAUUGCUUAUUCUCAAUUACCUACUAAUCAUAAAUAUGGAAUUCAAAAUAAUAUGGUUAAAACAUGUCAACUAUUAAAAGAUCAUUUCCAUUAUUAUAUAUAUAAAACAAAUAAAAUUAAAAAAGCAUUUAUAACUGUUAAAGGUUAUUAUUUACAAGCAGAAAUUUUAAAAAAAAAAGUCACAUGGCUUAUACCUCAUAUAUUCACACCUUAUAUUGAUACAUCAAUUGAUUUUAAAUUAAUAUCUGAUUUUAUUGAAUAUUAUAUAGCACUCUUGAAAUUUGUAUUAUUCAAAUUGUAUAAAUUAGAUAAUAUGUUAUAUCCACCACAACAAGAUCAACAACUCAAAAAUGAAAACCUUACUCACCUUUCUUAUGACAAAGAUUAUACUACAAAUAAGCAUAAUUUAACUAUCAAUAGGGAUGAACAAACACAAAACAUAAGCCAUCAAAAUAAAGAUCAACAUCUUGCCAAGUCUGAGGAACACAAAUCAAAAAAAAAAAAUAAUAACAUAUCGGAUAAUAAUACAUAUGAAGCUACUACCAAGACAAAUAAUAAUAAUCAUCAUCAUGAUAUCGACAUGGAACAUAAUUUGGAUCUAAAUAAAAAUGACGAAAAAAAUAAAAAUGACGAAAAAAAUAAAAAUGACGAAAAAAAUAAAAAUUCUACUAAUCAUAUAAUUGAUAAAAUUGAUCUAGAAGGUGAUCAACAUCAAGAUGGUCAUCAUACUGAUAUAUCUGAACAUAACAAAUUAAAAGAAUUAUUUAAAAACUACAUAUUUUAUAUUCACAAUGAUAUGCCUUUCGAUGUACUAUCUAUUAUUAUUUUAUCAUGUGGAGGAAAAAUAUCAUGGAAAUCAAGUAUAUGCCCAAUACCUUAUGAUGAUAAAAAUAUUACGCAUGAGAUAUAUGAAAAAGAUAAAAAUAAUAUUCAUUUGAGUAAUUCUGAAAAUGAAUAUAAAAGAAUUCACAUACAACCACAAUAUAUAUUUGAUUGCUUAAAUGAAAAAAAUAUAUUACCAUGUUCAGAUUAUCUAACAGAUAAAGAAAACUUACCUGUGCAUUUAUCACCAUUCAUUGAAGAUGAUAAUUUUAAAAAUCUAGUUAAAAAAGAAGAAUAUACCAUAAAUAAAAUACUCAAUCAAAAAAUUAAAGAAGAACAAUAUAAUAAAGAUCUAUCAAAUCAAAACAAUAUUUUUAAAACACAAAAUUAUAACGAAGAAGAAGAUGAUCGUGAGACAGCUAAUCUUAUUCUAAACAAUAAAAGACAAGCAGCUUUAAAUAAUCAACUAGAAAUAGAAAAUGAACAUAUUCAUCAAGAAAAACAACAAAAUCAUAAUAUAUUCAAUACACAAAAUAAACCACAUCAAAUUAUAAAAAUACAAAAUUUAAAAACUCAACAAGAAGAAAUACAAAGACAUAAAAUAGUACUUAGCAAAAAGAAAAGGAAGUUAUAUGCACGUAUGGAUAUGGCACAGAAAAAACAACAAGCAACCAUAGACAAAUUUAUGAAGAAAAUAAAUAAAAAUAAAACUAAAUAA